AGGGAGGUGUGGGGUUUGGAGGAGGAGGAGGGAGGUCGUGUCUUUUCCUAGGCCUUCUUUGGAGAUUUGCUGAAGGGCAAAACUAAAGGAAAGGGAGGCGACGGCCCUUCAAUGUGUGCCUUUUUCCAGGGAGAGGCUAUGGUGUGGCUGGACUGCGCCUGUGGCUCUUAAAAGCAGCCGCUUCUCUUUCGCUAGCCAUGGCUCUGAGGGAACUCAAAGUUUGUCUGCUCGGGGACACUGGAGUGGGGAAAUCGAGCAUUGUAUGGCGCUUUGUAGAAGAUAGCUUUGAUCCCAACAUCAAUCCAACAAUUGGAGCAUCUUUUAUGACCAAGACAGUGCAGUAUCAGAAUGAGCUGCAUAAAUUCCUAAUAUGGGAUACAGCUGGGCAAGAACGAUUUCGUGCUCUAGCACCAAUGUACUACCGAGGUUCUGCAGCAGCUAUUAUAGUCUAUGACAUCACAAAAGAGGAAACAUUUUCAACAUUAAAGAACUGGGUGAAAGAACUUCGACAGCAUGGCCCUCCCAACAUUGUUGUUGCUAUUGCUGGAAAUAAGUGUGAUCUUAAUGAUGUAAGAGAAGUCAUGGAAAAAGAUGCUAAAGACUAUGCAGAUUCCAUCCAUGCAGUAUUUGUAGAGACCAGUGCAAAAAAUGCAAUAAACAUAAAUGAACUGUUUAUAGAAAUUAGUCGUAGAAUUCCAUCAACUGAUACCAGCCCCCCAUCUAGUGGCCCCUUCACAGACGUUGUUACCACGAAUCUGAAACUUGGCAACCCUACAGACAGAAAUGUGUGUUUCAAAGUGAAGACUACAGCACCACGCAGGUACUGCGUAAGGCCCAACAGUGGGAUUAUAGAUGCAGGAACAUCAAUUAAUGUGUCUGUGAUGCUACAGCCUUUUGAUUAUGACCCUAAUGAGAAAAGUAAACACAAGUUCAUGGUUCAGUCGAUGUUUGCACCCCCCGAUACUUCAGACAUGGAAGCAGUAUGGAAAGAAGCAAAGUCAGAGGAACUCAUGGAUUCAAAACUUAGAUGUAUGUUUGAGCUGCCAGCAGAAAACGAUAAACCCCAUGAUGUAGAAAUAAAUAAAAUUAUAUCCACAGCUGCAACAAAGACAGAAUCUUCUGUAAUGUCGAAAUCUUUAAGUUCUUCUUUGGAUGACAGUGAAGUUAAGAAAGUAAUGGACGAAUGUAAGAGGCUUCAAUUAGAAGUUCAGAGGUUACGAGAGGAGAAUAAACAAUUUAAGGAAGAAGAUGGACUGCGGAUGAGGAAGGCACCCCAGACAAACCACCCGAGCUUUGCUUCAGCAACUGUUGCGAAGGAGGAGGGGCUCAGCGCUAGACUACUUGCACUGGUGGUUUUGUUCUUUAUUGUUGGCGUAAUUAUAGGGAAAAUCGCCUUGUAGAGGCAGCAUGCUGGGGCUUGUAAAUUGGAUUGAUGGAUCUGCCAUAUCAUUGGGAUUAAAUUUAUUCAUAAGAAAUGUUUAAAAAAAAGUGUAUGACAUCUCACAGGUCUUGCCUUUUAAAUUUUUACCCCUGCACAAAUAUAACAUUAACAUAACAUAAUCUUCUAGAAAGGUCGAAAUGAACAAGGAGUGAGCAGGAGAAAAGAGAUGAAUUACAUCUUGAUUGUGAGCAAUGAGGAAGAAAUCAUGUAUUUAACACUAUAAUGGUGCAUUGUUGUUUUUAAAAAAGUUAACUUUAAACAAUUCUUGGACUUUUGUAUGAAUUACUGGACCUCUCUUCUUUGGAGGAAAAAAAAUUUCCUCCAUUGAAGGAGUUGAUCGUUUUGGUUAUUUAGAGGUUGGAUUUAGGCAAGUGAGGUUGAUGGUCUUUCUGUAAAAUAUGCUAACCCACCAUUCCUCCUCCUAAAUUUUAACAGACUUGGGUCUAAGCACAGCUGAUGAUUCACCCUGAGCUCUCCAAGUGUGGUCCUGCCUUUCUCAGUAAUUCACAGGAGCUGUGAAUCACUGACUGUGUUGCUGAGGAGGAUCAGAGCUCCAGGAGGAAAGGGUAAGGACUCAGAGCAGGUUCAUGAUCCUGAAAGGAGCCAGCAGCAGUAGGGCUACUGAACAGAUGGUGUUUUUCUGCAGUUGGUCCCAGCAAGUCUGUAUAGAGAAAGGGUGCACCAAAAGCUUUUGGAGCUGUCCUAGGAGGCUAGGGAAGGAGAAAUGGAACGCGAGAAGUCACCCGCAAGCUUUUUGUUUUUUUAGUCAAGUAGCGAAGAGACGUAAUUGCCAGUGAUGGUUUGGAAACAUAAGGAACCCACUUCCUAGUUUUGGGAAGUGGACAUGAUACACCACCGAAAGCGCUCCAAGUUUAACUGUGGGUGCGGCUCCCUUUUAGCCAGGCUUUGUUGGAAAAAGGAGCAUCACAUUGAGCCGUUGCAUUGUGCACCCUCCCUUCCUCUCCUGCUCUUAGUCUGGUUAGAUCAAAUAGUUUCUUCCUGUCCAUCUGUGUUCUAAUCCAGAUGGCACCAUGUUAAACGGGGACCAUGCACUUCUUGCCUCCUUAUCCGUUGCAUCCAUCUUCUGUUUGUCAGCAAACUCCUGCAGGCUUAGCCACAUACUACAUUGUGUGUAUGUGUGUCUUGUUUCUUGCACAACCUUAUAUUUCACUCUUUAACCAUUUUACCUUCUCAUGAAGCUUUUGCAGAUCAGGUUUCUGUCCUGAACUAGAUGAAAGGCUGUCAGGGGUUUGGUCUUCUGGACCUGAGAAGGAACGGGUCCUGUUUUCGUGUGCCUAUCAGUAGCACAGCUUAGUUUAGUCUCUGCUGCAUUCUCCAUCUCUCCUCUCAACAGCCCAGCUAGGGAGAGAAAUAAAUUUGCUCCCUCUUUGCCCUUCAGUUGUUUAGUGCUGCCUUUUUUUAAAAAAAUGGUGCUGCAUCCAAAGAAGCAGCGUCUCUUGGACUGCGACUGACUGCAAAAAGGCAGAAAGAUCUGGGGACACAUGCAUAGAAGAACUUGUGGGCAAAAGUCAUGAUUCUAGGCAACCUAGUUGUCUUAUGUGUGGAAUGACAGGUGUAGACAACCCUUCCCCAACCAGAUUCCCUCUAGUUGACCCUGGGUUCUAGCUCUCAUCAUCCCUGACCACUGGCCAUACUGGUUGGGGCUGAUGGGAGUUGGGAGUCCAACAGCAUCUGGAACACGCCAGGUUAGGGCAGGCUGGUUUAGACACACAGCAUCCAGAUGUAUCUCCCUAUCUUCCAGCUUAACUGAUUAUCAGGAUACUUAAUCAAUGAAAAGCUGAGAGGAACUGAAUGCAGUCCCAUUGAACAAUUAAAAAAUGCCACUAGGCAGUCGUCUGUGUGUGACAGGUUGCACGGGAUGCGGGUCAAUGCCUUGCUGUUCUAAAAGGGGACCAAGCUACUACUUGCUGUUGGUUCAUGUAGCUGAGUUAAACUCCAUAUAUCCAGACGUUUAAUGCAUAUUUAACUUAUGUAAUGUACAUCUCAUGUUUUCUUUAUCAUCACAGAAGUUUGACUACUGUUAUAAAUGGUUAAGAAAGAAAAAGGCACCUGUUCAAAGUUGGUGAAUAGGACUAAUUUUUCCUUUUGUUGCUGUAGUAAUGAUGGAUUCUUCUGCCUCCUAACGCUUUGGGCACUACAUAAUUCUCGGUUUCGAUCACCUAAACAUUGGGGGAAACAGCAGACAGGAAAAUUGUUUUUGUAUAUAAAAAUAAGUCUAUGUAGGGGAAAAAUUAGUAGGAAUUAGUUCUAUGCUGUUAAAAAAAAAAAAGACCAAUCCUGUUUGACUAUGUAGCAUCUUUAAAAAAAUCAAAUAAAUCUACCCCCAAAUGAA
This is a messenger RNA of Rhineura floridana, 3794 nucleotides long. RefSeq names its product RAB22A, member RAS oncogene family (gene RAB22A). NCBI's taxonomy places the organism in Eukaryota, Metazoa, Chordata, Lepidosauria, Squamata, Rhineuridae. The coding region runs from base 198 to 1400 and encodes 400 amino acids. The record is from RefSeq and is a predicted model, not a curated record. Gene Ontology annotation, cellular component: plasma membrane; endoplasmic reticulum membrane. Gene Ontology annotation, molecular function: FFAT motif binding; GTP binding; GTPase activity. Gene Ontology annotation, biological process: endoplasmic reticulum membrane organization. The transcript is spliced from 12 exons.